ACCCCGAAAAAAUCCCUAUAAAAGUGGGCUCAUCUCGAAGCAAAUGCACCAGUUGCUAAUUGAAAUCAUCAGUGAAAGGAACUCCCACGAAAAAAGUUGUUUAAAAUGAUAACAAAGCCAGCCCUGAUCUUGCUUAUAAUUGGAUGUUUCUAUAUCCCAGCCAAUGGACACAAUUCUGAACUACCCGGGGGCCUAGAAAGAUGUUCCGUCAUGGAUGACCAAUGUGUUGCCAAAGGAGUGAGACAUGUUUUAAAAAAUUAUGCAAAGUCAGGAAUUAAGGAUUUAGGACUCGUUCCUUUGGAUCCACUGCAUAUUAAGAAGAUGAAUAUGGGCAAGAAUGCGAAUAGUCCUGUAAGCAUCGAUCUUAAAUUCCAUGAAGUCGAUUUGGUGGGUCUACAAAAUGCGAACAUAAAGAGUGUUUCCGGUUUCUCACGUGAUCUGACAAAACCCAUUGAGUUGGUUAUGGAAGUUCCCGAAAUAGCUUUUCAAGGUCCUUAUGCUGUCGAGGGAAGGGUCUUAAUAUUGCCAAUAGUUGGCAAGGGUUCAUCCAAAAUCGUGCUAACGAAUUGCCAAAUAGUUGGCAAACUGAAAUUUAAGGCCGUUUCCAAGGAUGAGCAUCAUACGUUUGCCGAUUUGAUAGAUGUUAAAUUAUUAAUCAAUCCUGCACAUGUCUCUUAUAAACUGGAUGGUCUUUUUAAUGGUGAUAAGGCCUUAAGUGACAACAUGCACGUCCUCAUCAAUGAAAACUGGCAGGAUAUCUACAAUGAGCUCAGAGGGAGCAUAAGCGAAGCUUUGUCGUUAAUUAUAAAAGCAGUGCUAAAUAGAGUUUUUAAUAAGUUGCCACUUGAAGAACUAUUUUUGGACGUUUAGCUCAUCGAUUGUUAGUUAGAUCAAUUUUACAGUUAAAGGAAACAAAAACAAUUAAUUGUAUUUCAAAUACUUCGCUUAGAACUAUAAAAUCAAAAAUGCAGGAAAUACAUAUAUACGAUAAACAA
This is a messenger RNA of Drosophila willistoni, 995 nucleotides long. Its product is annotated as protein takeout. The transcript has 4 exons. The coding region runs from base 106 to 870 and encodes 254 amino acids. Lineage: Eukaryota; Metazoa; Arthropoda; Insecta; Diptera; Drosophilidae. The record is from RefSeq and is a predicted model, not a curated record.